This is a messenger RNA of Notothenia coriiceps (black rockcod), 1604 nucleotides long. Its product is annotated as HMG box-containing protein 1-like. The record is from RefSeq and is a predicted model, not a curated record. The transcript has 13 exons. Gene Ontology annotation, molecular function: protein binding; RNA binding; DNA-binding transcription factor activity, RNA polymerase II-specific. Lineage: Eukaryota; Metazoa; Chordata; Actinopteri; Perciformes; Nototheniidae. Gene Ontology annotation, cellular component: nucleus. Gene Ontology annotation, biological process: regulation of transcription by RNA polymerase II. Bases 74 to 1513 code for a protein of 479 amino acids.
ACCAAUAGGAUCACAGGGCACACGAUGUUUAUACCAGCCCCCACCACCGUACAAGGCGACUGUUUUGACCAUCAUGGUGUGGGAGGUGGUGACCAGUGAGCCCACACAUCAGAGCGGUGGACGCACAGCAGUGGUGAUGGAUACAGGUGGAGAACAGUUACCUGAGCUGCUCUGCUGUGAGGAACGCCUCCCCUGCUCCCCCGCAUUACCCACCAGCGACAGCUACAUGGAGUACGACGACCUGCCGGACCUGCAGGAGGUUCAGGAGGAGGCGGAGCCAGCAGUCUACCAGGUGGACGUGGGUGUGUCCCACCAGCAGCGACAUGCACACACACACCCUCCUGACACACACUGGCUGACACAGCUGGCCCACAUCGCCACCGGGCCUCAGAGCCCCCUGCUGCCGGAGCCGGCCCCCAGCAGCUCCAGCCUCUCCAGCCCCAGCAGUAAUCUACAUUCCUACGCUCGGCCUCCCCCCUCUCUCCCCAGCAGCACCCCGUCGCCCCCCAGAGGUCGUGGCAGGGAGCGCCUCCGCACCAGGAGGGAACCAGCUGUGUCCUCCAGAUCCUCUCCGUCUGACGAGGAAGACGUCGGCUGGAGCUUCUCCUGCCCCCCCACCACCUGGCACUGCUUCCUCAAAGGGACUCGUCUGCGUUUCCACAGUGGCUCAAAGGUGGACUGGCAGGACGUGGAGGACCUGGACUGUGCUGAGGAAGACUCUGGUGACGAGGAAGGAUCCAGGUCUCUGAAGGGUUAUGGCCCCGAGGGUCUGCAGCUGGUGGAGCAUUCAGAGACUGUGUUGUCCGGUCAGGCUGUGCUACAGCUGACCUUUGACCCCGGGGCGCUCGGACAAGCUGUCAUGAGCGCCCGCUGCCAACUUGACCACCCCUUCUACGUCCGAAACAAAGGGUGGUCGUCAUUUCACCCGAGCCUGACCGUGGUGCACUAUGGGAUACCGUGCUAUGAAAUGGAGGUGGGUGAUGUGUGCCUUCCUCCAGGACACAGAGAAGCCAAACACACCGACGACUCGCUGGUUUUUGACACAUUUAAGAGUUACGACUUCACUCCUCUGGACUCCUCUGCCGUCUACGUGCUGAGCAGCAUGGCCAGGCGGCGGCGUGCCUCCCAGUCCAGCGGCUCUCCAGACAGAGACGCAUUACGAGACGCCCACAGUCCCGGCCCCUCCCCCUCUCCAUGUCUCAAGCCAACCAAAACCCAGCAAGCCAGCGCAGCAGGAAGUAAUAAUGCCCCGCCCACUAAGUGCAAGCGGCCAAUGAACGCCUUCAUGCUGUUCGCCAAGAGGUUCAGGGUGGAGUACACACAGAUGUACCCCGGCAAGGACAACAGGGCGAUCAGCGUCCUGCCUUUGGGGAAGGGCAUGUGGAAGAAAGCCUGCAGAGGAGGAAACGGGAGCGUUCACGUGGCAGGCCAAAGCCCUCGCCUGACGGCAGAAAAGAGACUCCAACCAGACUGGGCUGGAAACGCAAACCGAACCAACUCUGGUUGUCAGUGAAAUGAAGCUGGGCAGGAAGAGGAAACCUGUAGGCAGCACGACCACCACCACACACACACACACCACACACACACACACACACAACACACAC